AUGCGGUGUUGCACGCGUCGCGUACGCGGCCUUCAGCUUGUGGCCGCGGCACUGCUCGUCUGCAGCGGUGCGAGCGAUGCGAUCGGCCCGGUGCACGACUACGCGCCGACGGGCUUCGCCGCUGACACGCCCAUGCUCCUGCUGUACGGCGGCGUCGGACGUCACAACUUUGGAGACGUGCUGAUGGGCGAGAUGGUGCACGCGCUGGCGUUGUCGCACUGCUCGUACCAGCGGCGGCAAAUCGUGUUUGCCGACGUGAUCGGCCACGACAUGCGCAUUCACGGCGGCAAGAAUGUCUUCUCCCUGAGCACCGUCGCCGCGCGUGUCACACUCGACGUCAUCGCCAUCGGAGGCGAGAUCCUUGGCGUCUCGUACCCCGGAGCCAGGGUGAUGCUCCAGUCGUAUCAGUGGCCUCCCGCCUCAAUCGCAGCCUGGCAAGGAGAGGAGCACGGGCCGGCGGAGCGGGCGAUGCGCCGGGCGGACUCGGUCUACCUGCCGCGCCGUAGCUGGUUCCGCAACCCCGGCGCCAUCGUCAUCAACGCGGCGGGCGGGCGCCGCGUCAGCUCGCAGGACGAGCUGGCGCUCGGCGAGGUUAACUUUACCUCGUUCCGCAAUCGCCUGGGUGCGCGCGGCGUGCUCACGCCCGACUCGGUGACGCUGCUGCCGUGGCUCUUUGGGCGCGAGGUCUUUGACCGCGCCUCCCUCGACGGCCUGCUCGACAAGAAGUACCUCGCGGCGCUGACCUCGAUCGCGAGCGAGCACAACCUCGACGUCGUCCUCUUCCGAGCUGGCGCGGCGGGCGGGCACGACAAGCUGCCGCACUACGCGCGUGUUGCCUCCAAGAUUGCGCUGCUCGACCCGCACGUCACCGUGCAGGCCCGUGCACCCUGGCCGGUUGGAUCCCUCCAAGCCGAUCUCGUCCUCUCCACCUCUCUGCACGCGCGCAUCGUCGCCUUUGCCUUCGCGACGCCGCGGAUGUACCUGUCGCGCCCAACCGUGCAGCGAAAGUACGAUGACUUUGUCGACCUCUGGGACAACGCGCUUCCCGCCACGCUUCGCCACGCCGCUUCGGGGCGAUACGACGAGAGUGGCGCUAGCGCUCCGCCGGUGCCUGGCGGCAUGACGAAUGGCACCUCUGGAGCGCCUCGCCCGAGCAACGCCUCGCUCCUCGCGGCGAGCGCGUCCCUGUCGCUCUCUCCCGGAGCCAUCGAGGCGUUCCGCGACAGCGCACGAGCGAGAGAGGUGGCCGAGAUCUACAUGAACGGCACCUUCGCGCCCUACUCGCAGCUGCUUGCCGUGCCGUGUCUCGGCGGGCACAGCGCCAUCGACUGGCAGGCAGACUAUGCCGCGAGGCUGUGGCGGCGGAAGCGCCGCCUGAGCCGGGGCCUGUGCGCGCCAGUCCCGUGCCUAGUGUAA
Molecule: messenger RNA, 1416 nt
Organism: Emiliania huxleyi CCMP1516
Lineage: Eukaryota; Haptophyta; Isochrysidales; Noelaerhabdaceae
Exons: 5
Coding region: 1-1416 (471 amino acids)
Source: RefSeq, a predicted model, not a curated record